Ustilaginoidea virens is the source of this 1278-nucleotide messenger RNA. RefSeq lists its product as uncharacterized. The transcript is spliced from 3 exons. The record is from RefSeq and is a predicted model, not a curated record. Gene Ontology annotation, biological process: protein localization to cell surface; attachment of GPI anchor to protein. The coding region runs from base 1 to 1278 and encodes 425 amino acids. Gene Ontology annotation, cellular component: GPI-anchor transamidase complex; membrane. Lineage: Eukaryota; Fungi; Ascomycota; Sordariomycetes; Hypocreales; Clavicipitaceae.
AUGGAAUCCAUCAUGACGAUGCGAGGCAAGGCCGGCCUGUACGCCAGCGCCGCUCUGCUGCGACUGAUGCUCGUCGUCGCCUUCCCCGGGCUGCCAGACCUGCUGACUGGCCGUGUCGAGAUUUCCACCCCCGUCACGAGCUUCAAAAGAUUACAGGAAGGGCUGUUCCUGUACAUGCAUAAUGUCUGGCCGUACGACGGCGGCGUCUACCACCAGGCGCCUAUUCUCCUGCCGCUCUUCUCGCUCCUGCCCGACGUCAAGGCAUGGCCAAUCUUCACUUCAGCCUUGUACAUCCUCGUCGACAUUCUCGGCGCCGACGCCCUUUUGCGAAUUGCCGACUCUGGCGAGGCAAGUCAGUCGAAGCUGUUUACCUCGCCGCGAAGAGCCAAGCGAGCGACCGGCCUGGCUGUCGCCGCUGCCUUUCUGUUCAACCCCUUCACCAUAGCCACCUGCAUCGGCCGAUCGACAAGCGUCUUCACAACAUGCGCCAUCUUGCACGCCAUCUUGCGAGCAGUCUCGGGAUCCGCCUUCAAUGCCAUGGUCGCCCUCUCGUUUGCCUCGUAUCUAUCCAUGUAUCCGAUCCUGCUUCUCCCCCCGCUUGCGCUCCUGUCCUUUGAUCGGCAGCCCGAGGAGCGGCCCACCAAGAGUGCCGUAGUGUACGGUGCCAAAUGCGUCGCAAUCACCAUGGUCUGCCUCGGCGUCCUGCUCGGCACGUCGUUCCUCUUGACCGGCAACUCGUGGGAAUUCCUCUCGCGGACGUACGGCAUCCAGCUGACGCUCUCUGAUCUGACGCCCAACGUCGGCCUCUGGUGGUACUUCUUCAUCGAAAUGUUCGACUCCUUCAGGGCGUUUUUCCUCGCCGUGUUCUGGCUGCACCUUGCGGCAUACGUGGGCGGCCUGUCGAUCCGUAUGCGAUCCCAGCCUCUUGCCGUCCUCACCGUCCUCCUGGGCAUCUUUUCCAUCUUCAAGCCGUACCCGUCAAUCUCGGAUGCCAGCCUGUUUCUCGCCAUGCUGCCGCUAUUCUGGCACUUGUUCCCUCUCAUGAGGUAUACCUACGUUGCAUCGGCUACCCUGCUGUACUCGACCUUUCUCGGGCCUGCCUUUUAUCAUCUGUGGAUCUACGCCGGGAGCGGCAACGCCAACUUCUUUUACGCCAUCACGCUGGUGUGGAGCCUGGGCCAGAGCUUGCUCGUCACUGACUUCACCUUUGCCGUGCUGCGAGACGAGUGGGAGGUUGAGCGGCCAGAGAUGGUAGGCAAGGAGGUCAAGCAGAUAUAG